Molecule: messenger RNA, 1829 nt
Organism: Magallana angulata
Lineage: Eukaryota; Metazoa; Mollusca; Bivalvia; Ostreida; Ostreidae
Product: cytosolic Fe-S cluster assembly factor narfl-like
Exons: 9
Coding region: 62-1510 (482 amino acids)
Biological process (GO): iron-sulfur cluster assembly
Cellular component (GO): cytosolic [4Fe-4S] assembly targeting complex
Molecular function (GO): 4 iron, 4 sulfur cluster binding
Source: RefSeq, a predicted model, not a curated record
CCUUGAUCCCAGAAUUACACAGAUCUUUUGAAGCUGUAAUUUGAUUGGUCAAUUUAAUAAGAUGGCCUCCAACUUUAGUGGUGCACUACAACUUACGGAUUUAAAUGAUUUUAUCACCCCUUCUCAGGAAUGUGUAAAGCCAGUGAAGAUAGACAGAAAACCAGGGAAAGUAGCGAAGAUAAGAAUUGAGGAUGAUGGUUCUUACAUGGAAGUGGCAGAGAGCGGUGAAGAGAAGAAGCUACAGAAGGCGCAGAUCACGCUGAAUGACUGUUUGGCGUGUAGUGGGUGUAUCACCUCGGCAGAGAGCGUCCUCAUCACUCAACAGAGUCAGGAGGAGCUGUACAAUGUCCUACAGGAAAACCUCAGGCUUCAACAGACAGGUGAAGUAGACAAAAAGAAAUUAGUAGUUGUCUCCAUUUCACCACAGUCCAGAGCCUCCUUAGCAACCAAAUACCAACUGUCACCACAAGAAGCUCACCAUAAACUAACAGGAUUUUUCAAAAAGCUAGGUGUACAUCAUGUGUUUGAUACAUCCUUCUCCAGGAACUUUAGCCUGUUGGAGAGUUGUCGGGAGUUUGUGCGCCGGUACUAUGAAUCAGAAACCAACAAGACGGCUCUUCCAAUGCUGGCCUCCUCAUGUCCUGGUUGGAUCUGUUAUGCAGAGAAGACCCAUGGAUCCUAUAUUCUCCCGUACAUAAGUUCCACCAAGUCCCCCCAACAGAUCAUGGGCUCCCUGGUCAAGGAUUACUUUGCUGCCAAGCAGGGCCAGACUCCAGAUCAGAUAUACCAUGUGACUGUGAUGCCCUGCUAUGAUAAAAAACUGGAGGCCUCACGUCAGGAUUUCUACAGCGACCUCUACCGGACGAGGGACGUGGACUGUGUCAUUACUACAGGGGAAGUAGAGAAAAUGUUGGAGAAAGAGAAUGUUACUUUAGGGCAAGUGGAAGGAAACACUGCCUAUUGUGUGCUGUCUGGAUUUGGGAGUCCAGAUGGAGGGUUGGGGAGUCACCUUGGAGGAGGAUCCGGAGGUUAUCUGGAACACGUCAUGAGGUACGCAGUGUCACAGAUUCAUGGAUCCUCAGUGGACAGCCUCCAGUACAAAACACUCAGAAAUCAGGAUUUCCAGGAGGUGACAGUGGAGAUUGAGGGAAAGAGGCCACUCAAAAUGGCUCUGGCUUAUGGCUUCAGGAAUAUCCAGAACAUCGUCCAGAAAAUAAAGAGAGGGAAAAUGACCUAUGACUUUGUGGAAAUCAUGGCCUGUCCCUCAGGCUGUGUGAAUGGGGGCGGUCAGAUUCGGCCCAUGGAGGGACAGACUAACAAUGAACUGCUACAGAGGGUGAAGGAAAGCUAUGACUCUGUCCCCUGUGUUCAGCCUGACUUGUGGCCUGGAGUGAAAGAUAUAUAUGAGGAAUGGCUCGGGGGCGUGGAUACAGAGAAAGCUAGAGCCAUGCUGCAUACUCAGUACCAUGGAGUAGAGAAGGUGGCCAGUGCUCUUAACAUACAGUGGUGAAAUAUGACUGAUUCAACAUACAGUGAUGAUACAGAUAUUUAAUACGACAUACAGUGAGGUUUCAUCCAUGAACAUAUAUGUAACAUAUAGUGGUUAUACAAUGAUAUGAUACGGAUGUGUUGAGUGGUAUUUCAUCAGCUGGACUGUGAUAACCUUGCUAAGUGUGACAUUUUAUCAUGCAAUCCAUAAAAUAAAUCAACUAGUCCCUUUUUCUGUUUUGUUGACUAUUUACUUUUUCUGUUAUGAAUAAUCUCAACAAUAAUCAAAUCACAAAUCUUUAUAGCAGUAAGUUUUUGGAGCAAUAAAAAAGGGAAAAUUU